GAUGGCGGCCUCCAGGGUUGGCUAUGUAUAUUUGGUUCUUUCAUGGCUAUGUUCUGCUCUUUUGGAUUCCUGAAUGCAAUAGGUCUUUUCCAGGCCUACUACGAGAAACAUAUCUUGAACGACUAUAGCCCAUCCAUAAUAUCUUGGAUAUUCACGGUUCAGCUGUUUCUUAUGUUCUUUCUCGGCGGACUGUACGGGCGGAUUAUUGAUCAUUACGGCCCAACUGGGAUCAUGAUUCCAUCAGCCAUUCUGUCCGUACUCAGCAUAGCGCUUACGAGUCUCUGCACCAAAUAUUACCAAGUAUUUCUCGCGCAGGGACUGGGAUUCGGUAUUGGAGCAGCAGGCAUUUUUACCCCCGCCUUUGUAUGCGCAGGACAAUGGUUUCAUCAUCGGCGAGCCCUCGCUCUUGGAAUCGCCGCAGCUGGCAGUAGUUUGGGCGGGGUGAUCCAUCCCAUUUACGUCAGCCAUAUGACCGAGAACAAAGGCUUUCCGGGAGCAUUGCGAUACACUGCACUGUUUCUGGGGCUCUGUUUGAUCCCGGUAUGUGUAUUCGUGCGUGCCAGAUUGCCGCCCAAAAAGUGGGAUUCAAACGACAUGACGUUCAUCAAUUUCUCCUUGUUCCUGCAGAAGGGCUUCUUUUUCUACUCUUUGGGUAGCUUUUUCGUCUUGUGGGGUCUCUUUGCUCCAUUCAAUUACCUUCCAGGCAUGGCGCUGCGACAUGGCUUCUCUGAGUACCUGUCGAUUUACACUAUUGUGGUCAUGAAUGCAGGCUCUGUCCCUGGUCGCAUAUUCCCAGCACAUCUAGCGGAUAAGGUUGGACGCUUCAACGUUAUGACCGUAAUCUCCUUCCUUUCCGCCAUAUCUAUCUUAGCAUUCUGGCUGCCUCUCGAACUCAUUUCUUCUACACAUACCCAAAUCUUUGCGUUCGCGGCUACCUACGGCUUCUGGAGCGGAGCCUAUAUCAGCAUGCUACUGCCCUGUGUAGCCGAAUUGGGAUCGGUGACUACACUGGGAGUGAGAUUUGGAACUUAUGAAGCGUUCAUUGCCAUUGCUUGCCUUACAGGAUUGCCUAUUCAAGGUCAACUGAUCGUCCAUGACCACGGCGGCUUCCGAGAUGUCUGCAUAUUUUCGGGCAUUUCAAUGUUAGCUGGUGCAGUUUUGAUCGGCUGUGCACGGCUCUCUCGAAGCGGACCAGUGCUCAGGAUCAAAACUUAAAGCCCUCUUUAAUUCGAUCAUUGCAUCAAAGGAGCCAUCUUCAUCGCAUAAGUGAAAGCAAGGCGCUUGGUGCGAGAUCAUACAGAACCAAAACGACUCUCUUGAGGCCUUCGGCAUAGCCUCUGAUCAUUCUGUACCCGUUUAGAGCAUAGUCGCUUCCGCCAAUCGCUAGGUACUAGAGACCUUCGUUCACCGCUGCUUCACUCAAGGUUAAAUUCCGCGUACAUACUAGAGAAGCAAUGACAGCUCAUACUUUCCUUCAUCGUGGGCGGCUUUUUCAAUAGAAUUAGUAGAUCUCAUAACCCCGAGCAUGUAAUUGUACUUGUAAUUUUCCGCUUUCGAAGUUGCUUAAGGUUUCUCCCAAU
This is a messenger RNA of Mytilinidion resinicola, 1580 nucleotides long. Its product is annotated as MFS general substrate transporter. Gene Ontology annotation, biological process: transmembrane transport. Gene Ontology annotation, molecular function: transmembrane transporter activity. Gene Ontology annotation, cellular component: fungal-type vacuole membrane. The coding region runs from base 43 to 1215 and encodes 390 amino acids. The transcript is spliced from 7 exons. Lineage: Eukaryota; Fungi; Ascomycota; Dothideomycetes; Mytilinidiales; Mytilinidiaceae. The record is from RefSeq and is a predicted model, not a curated record.